Molecule: messenger RNA, 732 nt
Organism: Protopolystoma xenopodis
Lineage: Eukaryota; Metazoa; Platyhelminthes; Monogenea; Polystomatidea; Polystomatidae
Source: the annotation of a GenBank genome assembly
AUGAGACUAAUGAAGCGAAGGCAGAAGAAGGCUCAUAUAAUGGAAAUUCAGGUUAACGGAGGAACUGUUUCCCAAAAAGUAGAUUGGGCUCGUCAAAGGCUGGAAAAACAGAUACCAGUCGCUAACGUUUUUUCUCAAGAAGAAAUGAUUGAUGUUAUUGGUGUCACAAAGGGAAAGGGCUUUAAAGGGGUUACCUCUAGGUGGCAUACAAAGAAGUUGCCGCGUAAAACACAUAAAGGACUACGUAAAGUAGCCUGUAUUGGCGCCUGGCAUCCUGCUCGCGUUGGCAGGACAGUAGCAAGAGCUGGCCAAAAAGGUUAUUUUCAUCGGACAGAGCUUAACAAAAAAAUUUAUAGAAUCGGGCUCGGUAUACAGGCCCAGUCAGAAGCUGCAAGAGUAGAGAACACCAAAGAUGAUAAGUUGGCUCCAGUACAACCUCAGGGAAAUGCUUCAACAUUGCACGACCUUACACCAAAGAAUAUUACUCCAAUGGGGGGGUUCCCGCACUAUGGCAUUGUCAAAAACGAUUAUGUAAUGAUUAAAGGCUGUUGUAUGGGACCGAAAAAACGAGUCAUUACUUUAAGAAAAACUUUGAUCACACAGUCAAAUAGACGAGCAAAAGAAAAAAUCGCGCUUAAGUUCAUCGAUACUUCGUCAAAGUUCGGACAUGGACGCUUCCAGACUACUGCAGAGAAGAGUUCCUUCAUGUUAUUAAACAAUCUAAGGAUUUAG